AUGGGUUCGUGCAUGAGCACGAAUAAAGAGGAGGAGGAGCAGAAAAAGCGCAGUCAAGCAAUUGAUAGAUCUCUCGACGAAGAUUCCAAGAGGUUACGGCGAGAAUGCAAAAUCCUCUUACUUGGGUCCGGCGAGAGCGGGAAAUCAACAAUCGUAAAGCAGAUGAAGAUCAUCCAUCUGAAGGGCUACUCGGAAGACGAACUAUACAACUACAGAGCUACCGUCUUCAAAAACUUGAUCGAAUGCGCAAAGGCUGUCAUCAAUGCCAUGGAUCAAUUCGAAAUUGAACCGAGCAAUCCGGCAGUCCGGGAACACUGCAAUCUGUUACUAAGCUAUACCGUCGAGUCGGGACCAUCUGCACACCUCGAACCACAGAUUGGUCAGGCAGUACAAGCGAUAUGGAGUGAUCCAUGUAUAGAAAGGCUGAUGGAGCACCAAACCGAGUUUUACUUGAUGGAUUCUGCGGGAUAUUUCUUUGACGAAGUGCAGAGAAUAUGCGCCCCCGACUAUCUACCGAAUGAAAUGGACGUGCUCCGAGCAAGAACCAAAACUACGGGUAUAUAUGAGACUCGGUUCCAGAUGGGAGCUCUCAGCAUUCACAUGUUUGAUGUUGGCGGCCAAAGGAGCGAACGCAAGAAAUGGAUUCACUGCUUCGAAAAUGUCACUUCGAUUAUCUUUUGUGUGGCAUUGAGCGAGUACGAUCAGGUUCUGCUGGAGGAAAGUAGUCAAAAUCGCAUGAUGGAGAGUCUCUUACUCUUUGACUCUGUCGUAAACUCAAGAUGGUUUAUGCGUACCAGUAUCAUCCUGUUCCUGAACAAAGUCGACAUCUUCAAAGUCAAGCUUCCGCGAUCGCCGCUUGGUAAUUACUUUCCGGAUUACUCUGGAGGAAACGACGUGAACAAGGCAGCCAAAUACCUGCUUUGGAGGUUUAACCAGGUCAACAGGGCACAUCUUAACCUGUACCCCCAUUUGACGCAAGCCACAGACACUUCAAAUGUCCGAUUGGUUUUUGCAGCAGUGAAGGAGACCAUCCUGAAUAAUGCCCUCAAGGAUUCCGGCAUCCUCUGA
Molecule: messenger RNA, 1068 nt
Organism: Truncatella angustata
Lineage: Eukaryota; Fungi; Ascomycota; Sordariomycetes; Amphisphaeriales; Sporocadaceae
Product: G protein alpha subunit
Exons: 6
Coding region: 1-1068 (355 amino acids)
Biological process (GO): adenylate cyclase-activating G protein-coupled receptor signaling pathway
Cellular component (GO): heterotrimeric G-protein complex
Molecular function (GO): G-protein beta/gamma-subunit complex binding; GTP binding; GTPase activity
Source: RefSeq, a predicted model, not a curated record